Molecule: messenger RNA, 3687 nt
Organism: Phialemonium atrogriseum
Lineage: Eukaryota; Fungi; Ascomycota; Sordariomycetes; Cephalothecales; Cephalothecaceae
Exons: 7
Coding region: 1-3687 (1228 amino acids)
Biological process (GO): mRNA processing
Cellular component (GO): nucleus
Molecular function (GO): RNA binding
Source: RefSeq, a predicted model, not a curated record
AUGUCCUACAAGAGGUCUCAUGCCACCUAUGAGGCUGAUCUUACUGCACAGCAGUCGCCAUACGUUGCCUUUGGGACCCCCCUCCCGCCCCUCGAUCCCGACGUCCGCGACGAUGGGUCCUACGUGCCUGUCUGGAAGCAGGAGGUGAGGGACGAGCGAGGGCGGAAGAGACUGCAUGGUGCCUUUACUGGAGGGUGGAGCGCAGGAUACUUCAACACUGUUGGCUCCAAAGAAGGAUGGACGCCUUCGACUUUUGUCUCCUCGCGCACGAGCAGGAGGAAAGAUGAUCCCAACACCGCCCGCCAACGAGCCGAGGAUUUUAUGGAUGAGGAGGAUCUUCAAGAUGCUGAGGAGGCUCGGAAAAUCGAGACAAAUGCUGCGUUUGCCGGCCUGGGCUCCGUAGGGGAUGACCGAGGAAGGGCAGGUGGCUUAGUGGGCCUCUUCCGUGUCCAGGGGGAAACAAUGGGCACGAGGCUCCUUAAAAGGAUGGGCUGGAAAGAAGGUCAAGGGAUCGGGCCCAAGAUUCGACGGCGAGCCCGCCUCGAUACGACGAGCGCAGCGGGCGACGAUGCAGAGACCUUCCUUUUUGCGCCGGAGAAUAUGAGAAUGAUCUCUAUUGUGCGGAAGACUGAUCAAAGAGGUCUAGGUUACGACAGACCUCCCGACUUGGCCUCGCUCGGCUCCAUCAAGAAGAAUGACUCGGCGGACCAGUCGGAUGAUGAUGAGGAGGAGGGGGGGAGUUUGGGGCGGCCAAAGAUUACUGUCCUUACAAAGUCGAGACAGACAGAGAACAAGAGCCGCGGGGGCAUCGGAAUGGGCAUUCUGAACGACACCGGCUCGGAUGACGAGGAUCCCUACGAGAUCGGUCCACGGAUAUCGUAUAGUCGAAUCAUUGGUGGUGACAAGAAGAAAAAGAAGAGCGGCAGUACUCCUGUCAACCCAUCGGUCAAGGCGAAACCCACAUUCCUGCCAAAACGAUCAGCUUUGGGGCGAAUAGCCGUUGGGAUUCGAAAGUGUCACGACGGCAGACUUCCCUUGGACGGGUUUGUCUUCGGCCAGGGACCAGAUUCGUCAACAUCUGUUAUAAACCCGGAUGGCAUGUAUCCACCUCCCAAGAUCCCUCCAGGAUGGAUGUCGUCAAAGCAACCAAAAACGGCCUCUGAUGAUGGUCAGAACCCAUACGUCUCGACCGCAGAUGCUGCCAGGGCGUCGGAUCUAGACCCAAAGGCACGCGCUGCCCUCCUUGGUGAGAAGCAGCUUCCCGGCAAAUCGGUCUUUGACUUCAUGUCUGCGUCCGCACGUGAACGCCUUGCUGCUGCAACGGGCAAAUCGAAUUUGCCACCGGCGAAAGGAGAGAUCCCGGAGGGCUAUGCGCUCACUGAAGAAGAGCGACUCCGAGAGCUGAUGAACCAAAUCCCCAAGAUUGACAAGGAAACUGCCAUUGCGGCCAUAUCGAGAGGUGCAAGCGGAAGUGCGCCAUACGCUGAUGACGAGGCAAAACGUGCACGAUACAGAGCCUAUCUCGAGUUCCAGGCCGGUUUUGGUAAAUCCUUACCACAGAAGCCGCCCAAGAUGACCAACGAUGCUUGGCUGAGAGAAUUACACGAGUUCUUUAAUUGCGCAAGGAUCUUCAAACCUAUGACAGGAAUGAUGGCAAGCCGGUUCACGACCUCGUCCACCGUCUCUACGGGGUCUCAGGGCGAAGGCGACAAGAGCAGUCAACUUUCUAAGCCUGCACCAGCACCACAAGAUCCGGCAGAAGAGGCCGCAAGGCUCGGUAUGUUUGGGCAGAUGACUAGAACCGUCGCGGAUUUUUAUCCGCCGAGGUUGUUGUGCAAACGGUUCAACGUGAAGCCUCCCCCACAUGUCCAGGCAGACCAAGGUAUGGACACUGGCAGUUCCAAGCAGGGUCCGGCGGCCUCUCAGUUUGAGGUAUACGGAGAGUUCACUCCAUCGCUCCAACAACCCUUAGCCAUCGAGUUUGGGGGCGCGUCGACAGACUCGCUUUUGGGCGGUGUGCAGAAGGAGUCGGAGCAAGAUGUCGGAGCUCAGAACCCUAUCAUAGACUCUAGCAGGAACGACGCUCUAGAGGGCAAGAGAGCGGGCGAGGAUCGAGGCGGCAAAGUUAUUGAAGUCACGGCCUCGAGAAACAGAAACCAGGACCCCAACGAUACAGCGAGGACUACUAAUCUUGAAAGACGCCUGCCACCUGCCGUCAAGUUGUCUGAUUCACGAGCGCCAAGUAUUAGCGGACAGUCGGUGCCUUCGUCGGCUAGACCAGCCUUCCCCAAGCGUCGAAGCGUCGAAGAAGAAGCCGGACUGCUAGAGGACUCGACCGAGACGGGCCUGGUGCGCUUUGCUGAACACGCCGCUGCCGAAGCUGCUCCAUUUCCCUCGUGCCAACACCCUCAGCCCCCGCCUCCUCAGUACCCGGCCUCCGAAGCCUCCACGAGCAGCGCGACUUGUCGGCCUCCACCCUCGUUUUCUUCGCUCUUUACACCCCUAAACGCCGCUGCCGCUGCCGCCGUACUCGAGCCAUCCGAGCCUUACAAGCAUUGCGUCGCUGAUUUCCUCCCCGAGUCGUCUUCUCCCGCCGCUGCCCCAGCUUAUGCCCCAACCGAUUCGGUAACUCCAGAGUCUUCGAACGUCGCAGCCGUCGCCUCCCAGUUCCGGGACGAGACCAAGCGCGCUCUACCACGGGAUACCAAAGGGGGGUCUUCGCGAAGCAAGGACGAGGACACAGAACCGCCACCGGCAUAUUCCGAGGGACCCAGUCCCCUCAAGUCAUUCACAUACCUCAUGGCUGCCGCGGGUGGAGCGUCGAGUAUUAUUACUCAAGUUCAGCAGGGUGGUCCCCCGAUCAACCCGAUCGGAGAUGUCGGCGCUGAUGAGAUGAUUACUAUGGACCUUCGGGGCACACGCUUCACACUCUCAAGAGAUGAGUUGCUGACCCUCCCGGAAUUUGUCCUCCUAUCGCUCUUCCCGAAUGGCCUUUUCCCAGAGGGCCACAUGGGCGGCUUCUCGGACGGAGACGCAGUGCAAGUCGAUUAUGAUCCCGCUUCCCUGCAGUACAUGCUAGACUUCUUCCGCAACGUCGCCCAAACCAUCCCGACCGAGACCUCCGCUUCAGCAUCGCAAGACGGCGACAGCAUGGUACCGCUUGACCCCGCCGGAGGACGGGACGACGGCAGUAAACGUGCGGGGAUCAUCGUCCUCCGAGAGGAUCUCGACUUCUACGCCAUUCCGCCCAGGCCGGACAUCGGUCAGGCUGAGAUGAUCGAGGUCAAGAGGGCGGCUGCCCGAGCAUUACUAAACCAGGACGGCAUAUUCAGCGGACUUAAGAGGAGCGACGAGCCGGGAACGACAGAGGCGCAUCUGAUUGAGAUGCUGACAGCUGGCGGUUUCAACCACGAGGACCAGUGGGGUCACCGCGCUGGUGAGCCCAACAAGGCUGUUAUCUGCAGCCUGGCGCUAGCCCGCCUGCGCUCAGACAUACGCGGCAACGACAUGGGCAACAACGCUGUCGGCAUGGCCCAGAAGCUGCUGCUCUUCUGGCGGAAGCCGGCCCGGCGAUGCUGGUGGGAGGGCGUCGAGCUCGACAACGUCGAGGGUGUUGAGGGCAAGAAGCUCAAGGUUUGGAUCAGGAGGGUGUGGACUCUGGAGAUGAGUGUCAUUGGCUUGCGCUGA